This is a messenger RNA of Necator americanus (New World hookworm), 216 nucleotides long. RefSeq lists its product as uncharacterized. NCBI's taxonomy places the organism in Eukaryota, Metazoa, Nematoda, Chromadorea, Rhabditida, Ancylostomatidae. The coding region runs from base 1 to 216 and encodes 71 amino acids. The record is from RefSeq and is a predicted model, not a curated record. The transcript is spliced from 2 exons.
AUGUGUCAAAAACGAGAGGAGUGGUACGAGGUUUCCGAGAAGCUUUUGAAGCUAGUGGUUAAGUCGAAGGAAGUUGUUAAGGCUACCGGGGAUUUUACUGAGGGUAGACUUGUUCAUGUUAAUCCGAUUGAUUUGGCGGAGAAUUCAUCAAAAGGUAGUCGAAGGGAGGUGGCAAAGCCAGCAGAAGAAGGUGGAAAAUAUGCGGAUAUCGUAUAG